Molecule: messenger RNA, 5243 nt
Organism: Sorex araneus (European shrew)
Lineage: Eukaryota; Metazoa; Chordata; Mammalia; Eulipotyphla; Soricidae
Product: caskin-2-like
Exons: 2
Coding region: 391-1083 (230 amino acids)
Source: RefSeq, a predicted model, not a curated record
CGCGGGGAACAAUAGGCUCGGCUCGCGCGCAGGGCUCGUCUGCAAAGUGCCGGCUCGGCGCACGCACACAAAGCCGGCCAGGGGCGGCGGGGAAACGGCCGCUACCGGCUGCCCGGGCCGGGCGGAGGCGGCGCCCGAGCCCGGCCCCCCGGCCCCACCAACUAACUUCGGCCAAGUCGGCGCUUCCGCGUUGCCGCGGUGGGCACGCCGGGCCGGCCGCUCGCGCGCUGCCAACAGCCGUUUGAGCCGGGCGGCACCGGCGCUCCCGACGGCCGCUCCUGACGGCCGCGAGCGAGCAGGAGGCCUUUAUCCUGCCGGCGUUCGCUCCCGCCCGAGGGCGGCCCGGGGAGGCCGGUGCCCGCCGCCCGGCCGCCUUAGCCCCGUGUCGGGAUGCCACUCCGGACCGCGUCGCUGGCCAGCCCAGGGUCACCGACGAGUCACGACCCGGAGGGUUUUCCCCCCUCAGGUGGUGUUUCCCAUGGGAACGUUUGUUUGGCUGUGGAGAAAUUAUGUAAUGAGGGGAGCGCGCUUCCGGUGCUCGCUCGAGGAAACGUUUCUUUCCCGAGCAAAGUUGGGCCCGCGCGGGGUCGGGCCGGGCCGCGGCGCGAGGCCGCCGCCGCCCGAGGGGCGGGGCCGGGCCGGCGGGAGCAGCGCCCUGCCCCCACUGCGCCCAGGGGUCGCGGCGCACUCGCGCAGGCCCCUUACGUAACCGCGCGCGCCGGGGAUUCCCUGGAGGGGGCCGUUCUCUUCAACCAUUACACGGGCCCGGCUCCUGCCGCGCCGCCGCCGCCGCUCACAAAAUGGCGGCGCCCAUGGCGGACGCCGCCGACGCCGCCUCGGCCCCAUUUUGUGGAGGCGAGCGGCCGGUGCGCGCCGACGGCCUGGGCCGAGGGCGCUGGCGAACCGGGCGCCGCGGGGACGCGCCGGCCGUGGGCCGCGCUCCGGUCCCUGCCGCGGCGCCGUGUGCGCCCGAGGACGCGCCGCGAGACGGCGCGCGGCGGGGGUCGCACGGGGAUCCCCGCGGCUCCCCUCAGGGGCCGCCGCUCGGGGCGCCCGCCGGCUCCCGACGCGGAUGGACGGUGACGUGCCGCGCUUCUCUGCUCGGGACGAUGCCCUCUCGGGCCACUGUCACCUGCGUGUGCGUGUGUAUGUGUGUGUGUCCGCGUGUGUUGUGCGCGUGUGCGCGCGCAUGCCUGUCCAGCAGCGUGCUCUCGCUUGCCUGUGCCGGGCCCCAUGGGCGCGUGUGGGACAGGCUCCAGACGGCCCGGGAAGCCGGGCCCUGGCCCGCAGGAGGCUCGGGCGGGAGGCGGCCGGCGUCCCAGAGCGGAGCGCUGACGUAGCGGGAGGAGUGUCUGCCCAGUACAGCCGGUGUGCUGUGGGGCUGAGAACUUGCGGCUGGUCGCCCACUGCGGAGCCCGGCUUCCCCACGGCCGCCGAGCCGAAGGAAAAAGUAAGCGGACGGGAGGUCGCUGGAGCGUGAGGAAGCGGGUUCCGCUGAGGAGACGCGGGGCCGCGGUGCAGAAAUGACUUGAUUCACGUGUUUCUCUAGUUGUAGCAGUCGCGUGUGUGCGUGAAGCUCAUUUUUGUGUGUUUUGGAUUCAUGUUGAUUUUGACCCGCAUGUAUACACUCCGGUGCCGAACUGCAUCUCCGAACUGCAUCUCCGCGCGGCUUGCGGUUCAGUCCCCGAGUUUGUGCCCCAUCUCCAGCUGCACCUGGUUGCUCUUUAGCAUGUGGGUCACCGAGAUAGUUGACAGUUGUGCCUGCGCCUCGGCACAAGUUUCCUUAGUGAAUUUGGUCACCCUUAUCAGUUUGUGCACGUGUGAGAAAGCCCUAUCCGAGUGCCCAGAGAAGACUUGCUGUGGCACUGUGCUGGUGGUGACCGAGUGCGUAGUAUUUCUCUGUGCCUCACCGCGCCUGCCUACAGCGGGCAGCAAGGAGCAGGUGGCCCCGGAAAGGAAAGGCUGGGGAUGUGCAGCGCCUUGACAACAGAUACUCUCGGAUGGAAGUGUGAAUCGCCAUUUUCAAGCAUGAAUAGAAGAUAUUCAUAAAUUACCAAUAAGGAUCACAAAGUUUAGUGUUCUAAUGAGAAAUAGUGACAAGACCAUUUUUGUAUUGAGCAGUAACUGCAGACCCUCAACAUCAUGUUUCAGUGAACUGGUCUUUAACCAUUUUAAUAUUAACUAAUCAGGAAGUCAUGUUUAUAGAUACAAGGUAAGGAAAAAGUCCCAAGUAAACGAGCACAUCAGCAACAAUAAACUGUCCUGUUCAUAGGAUUUGUGCAGCCAUUAAUGCUCUUGCCUUGCCUGCAGCCCAGUAACUUGAGGAAAUGAGCCCGGCAAGCUACAGAGAAUAUCUCACCCACACAGCAAAGCCUGGAAAGCUCCCCGUGGCAUAUUCGGUAUGCCAAAAACAACAACAACAAAUCUCAGUGGAGACAUUACUGGUGCCCGCUUGAACAAAUGGAUGAACAACAGGAGGACAGUACUACAGUUGUUUUUGGUGACCACAUUUGUCUGUACUCAGGGCUUGCUCCUUGAUCUGAGCUCAAAAAUCACUUGUGGCAGGGUGGCACCAAGGUCAGCUGUGUGCAAAGCCAGAACCUUGCCUUACCAACUAUAUUAACUCUACAGCCCCCAGAUUUUAUAGCUAAACUUUUUAUAUGAGGAAAUAGUUUAUGCUCCUGUAGCAUAGAAUAAUUGUGCUGUAGAUUCUCUGACUAUACAGUUGGUAAGAUUUGUGAAGGAUUUGUCCCUGAAAGGGUCUAUAGAUUUAGAGGUUACUUUUUGUACAUAAAUCUAAAUUAAUGUACUUAAAAUGUAAGUGAUACUUUUCAAUUUCAAAAGACUUUAGUAAUAUUUGUUAAAAAAUUAAAAUUUAAACAACCAUUACACUCUAUGGGAAGCAUUUCCAGAUGUGCAAAUAAUUGUGUCAGGAAGACAGGGAGUAGUUAUUUAAGUCAGGGAUCUGAUCUUGAAUUUUAAUUUGUCGCAGAUUUAAGGGGCUACAUUUUUGCAUUUUUAUUUAUUUCAUUUACUUUGAUCACUGAAAAAUUGGCCCUAAAUGAGUUGUGCUAAUUAUAGUGUUAACUGCAAUGUAAAGUCAUUUGGUAUUUUGUUUAUAGUACCAUAAAUGCUAAACCAAAUAAAUUUUUAUUAAAGCAGAAUAUAUUUUAAGCAGUUAUUGAGUGCCCACCUUGGGCACAAAGUGGGUGAAGAGAAGUUGACUUGAAUCUAAAGGAAAUUAUACCCCAAUUACCUGAUUUUUGUUAACUACUAGCUUUAAAAGAUUGUACUAAAAUAUUCAGACCACAGUGUUCUUAAUAUUUAAAAUUUAAGCAGGAUCUUUAGCAUGAAGUCAGAUUCAAAAUUCUUUUCAAAAUUCAGAUUAUUAAAUAUAGUUUUGCAUAGAAAGCUUUAUAUUAGUAUUUAGAUCAAUACUAGCUUCAUUGUCAUUAAAAGUGCUUUAAAGAUAUUAAUAACAGCAUUUAAAUCAUAUUUGAAAACAAAAUAUAUGUUUUUAGUAAUUAACUUUUUAAUUAUGAGGCAAGGUAACAAAAUUGUCUUAAUGAAUUUUUAUUUUGUUUCAAUGUUUUGGUACGUUGACUAUUCUAAUAUUUUACUUUGCUGUUAAGUUUUUAAAAAUUAAACCCUAAAGACAAAUGAAUUCUGUAUGUAAUGCACUUUUAAUUCUUGACUAGUUAUAAAGCUUAAGUCAAUCUUGUUGACAAAACAAUAAAAUAGGAAUUAAUCUGAGAUUUGUUUGUUUCAUGAAAAGUUUGUUUCAUGAAAAGUAUGUACCAUUUUUUCUUGCUAAACUACAUGAGUUAAUGAAAUUGGCUUUGUAACUUAUGUAGUUGUUGUUUUUCUGUGAAAGCAUUACUUUUAGGUUUGGCUUGGUUUGCUUUUGCAGUGCUUCUUCAAGGGCCUCUCACUCAUAAGGCAAAUGCACAACUGCUGAGGCAUGUUCCUAGUCCCUGUUUUUAAAUACUAGAAACCGGAAAGGCAACCAGGUCCCUUGUUAAUUGUUGGUUUAUUCAAUACCUUAGAGAACUUGUAAUCAACCUUCAGUGGCAACAUGUUUUUUUAACAUAACACAUUUAUAUUAACAUGUUUUUUUAAACAUAUAUAGGUAAAAUUCAAAAGUCUUCUAAAAUUAUCUUAGUAUUGUAUUGUGUAUGAGAAAUGUUUAUAUUCAUUUCUUCAGUAGUUCAAAAUAACUGACCUAAUGGUUUGCAAUAUACUACAGUGCUUUCUUUUAAACAUGAUAAUUUUUGUGUUACAUGUUACGCUUAAUCAAAUUAAACUUCCCUCCUAUUAAUAAUAAUUUAAUAACAGCCAUCAGUGAUUGAAAGUGCAAAUAUGCAUUAUCAAAUAUUAAUUUAACUAUUUAGACAGAUUUUCUCAGGGCUAAUCAGGUAAACCUGUGAUCCCGCCCACUGGGAAAGAUGUAGCUUCUCUUUGGUAUAUGCAGGAAUUUGCUUUCUUCCCACUGAAGAAAACCCAUUCUUUACGGUGCCUUUUGGCACUGUAAAGUAAUUUUUGUUACAAUUGUUUUGUUUUUCUACUCCAUUAAAAAUGGUGAAACUAUGACUGUCCCAUCUUGAGUGGUUUAUAUAUUCACUUCAGAUACUUAGUCCUAUAUCAUCCUUGUUCUUUAUUUUUCCCCAGAGCUGUUCGUGAUGAUUUGUAAUAUUCCAACACCAGUCCCCCACCGUCACCUUCCCUCCACCACUGUCUCCACCAUCUUUGUUCUUAUAUCAGUUUCUAAAGACACUUUGGGAAUAGUAGUAUUAGUAUAAUGCUCUUUUUGUUGUUGGUAAACAUCUUAGCAGUGUUUAGUUGCUGUGCACAGCUUAUUGCUGGGGGCAUGGGUGUGGGAGUGUCCCUAGCAGUGGUAAGAGGACAGUGUGCUUCUGGGGAUAAAAUCCUGACCCCCUCAACUGCAAGGCAAGGUUUACACUGUUUUGAGCUAUCUCCCCAGCUCUUUUUACCACCUUAACAUAAAUUUGCAAAGAAGUUUCCAGAAUCAGAAUUACACGUGAAACGGGGAGCCAGAGUAAUAGCACAGCUGGAAAGAUGCUUGCGGUGCGAGUGGCAGACUUAGGUUUGAUUCCUGACGUCCCACUUGGCACCCCCCAAGCAUCGUCGAGUGAUUCCUGAGUAACCUGAGUAGCGCCAGUUAUGCCCCUGUUAAUAAGAUCACAAACUGUUGUCAGAUAACUAAUCAGAAAUGCAGUCUAUAA